Molecule: messenger RNA, 1296 nt
Organism: Adineta ricciae
Lineage: Eukaryota; Metazoa; Rotifera; Eurotatoria; Adinetida; Adinetidae
Source: the annotation of a GenBank genome assembly
AUGAAUGGUAUUGUAAUUCUUGGUAUUGCUGUAACUAAACGAUUCUCGACCAAGAUUGAAUGUUUAUGUUCAUCUUCUUAUUAUGGUUCACGAUGUGAAUAUCAAUCCGAACGUAUUUUAAUCAUCAUGUACAUGGAUAUUGUAGCCAUCGAUUCAAAAUAUGCAGAAUAUAGAGCAUCAUGGUCUUAUGAUGUUCCUUUCUCUUUUUUACCAGUCAAUCGAUUAGUUUUACAUCUACGAUUAGAUGAUGCUCCGUCGUGCCGUACAUUGAAAUGUGUACAUGGAUUCUGUAAACGUUAUCUAAAUUCUCCUCAUCAUGUCUAUUGUCACUGUCACGACCAUUGGACAGGUUUUCGAUUUGACAUAGCCAAUGUUUGUCCAUGUGCAGCUGGUGGAAAAUGCGUUGAUGGUUCUAACUCAUCUAUUUGUAUUUGUCCAUUGGGUCGUUUUGGUCAUCGGCGUGAAGGGUGGUUUGAUCCAUGUAAUGAUAAUAAUUGUAAAAAUAAUGGAACUUGUGUUCCAGUAGAUGAACGACAAAAUCCUCGAUAUACUUGUCUUUGUCCAAUAGAAUACGAGGGAAGCGACUGUAGCACGAAAUUAAAUCGAAUCAAUCUAUAUUUCUCAUCAAAUUUUGUUUUGCGUUAUUCUCUACAGUCUGCAGCAAUCUUUAUAUAUAUUCUUCUAUUAAAUUCUCCUGUUAAAGGCGUAUUUGCAAUUCAAAAACGUAAUUUAAUUGAUCAAACUAAUUUACACAAUUCAUUACUAAUGUUCUAUGAUAAUUUGAAAAAGUCUCCUUUGUUAAUUCUUGUUCAGGUUUAUAAUGAACGUGACCAAGCCGAAUUCUAUGUUGUUACUUUUAUGAAAAAACCUCACGAUUAUCUUACGGUUAACGUUCAAUCUGAUCAGCAAUGUUUUCAUAUUGAUCAAAUCAUUGAAAAUCAAACUAUUCGAGAAUUUCCAUUAAUUCGAAGAGUUAAAUAUUAUCAUCAUUUAUGUUUAUUAAACAAAAAUAUGCGAUGUUUUAUCGAUGAACAUUAUAUAUGUUUUUGUGAUCAUUAUCGUCAAUUAGUAUGUGGUAUAUUUCUUCAAGAAUCAACUCAAUGUUCAAUGAAUCAUUGCCAAAAUAAUGGAAAAUGUAUUCAAUUGACUUUUAAUGGUAUUUGGGAUUUUCGUUGUAUUUGUCCAUCAUGUACAUUUGGAUCACUUUGUCAAUUGACCACAUCAGAAUAUACAUUAUCAUUAGAUUUAAUACUUGGACAAGAUAUUCUUCAAACUGUACCUUUUCAAUAUCAAUAG